AGGAAUCUUCAUCAAGAUCAAUGGGGAAGCAAUUUGAUACGAAAAUCACAUGGGUUAUAAAAAAAUUCCCCUCUUUGCAAUCGCCGGAAAUUUAUUCUGAUCAUUUCCUCGUCGGUGGCUGCAAAUGGUGUCUUAGUGUCUAUCCCAAAGGAAAUAAGGUUGAUUAUUUGUCCCUUCGUCAAUCAUGGAUCAUUGCCUUCUGGAUGGAGAAGACACGCUCGAUAUCGCCUAACCAUAUCAAUCAAAAUUCGGAUAAAAACUGUCAACUGAGUGAAUCACAACAGUGGUUUGAGGAUAAAACUAGCAGCUGGGGUCGUCAAUCCGCUCUUCUCCUUAGUGAACUUCAUGCCAAAGAUAGCGGAUUUCUGGUAAACGGGGAACUCAAAAUUGUUGCCGAGGUGGCUGUUCUUGAAGUUAUUGGCAAAUUAGAUGUAUCUAACGAAACUUCAACAACAAUAACGCAAGCCAUGGAUGUUAAUGGGUUUCAACUUCUCCCUUUGCAGGCCAAAUCUGUGAGCCGUAUGUUUAAAAGACACCCAGAGCUAGCAUCUGAAUUCCGUCCAAAGAACCCAAAUCUUAGGACAGCUUACAUGAGUUUUCUACUCGGUCUGAUUGAGACUAUACGCCAGUCGCCUCACGAGCUCUCCAAGGAUGAUCUGUCUGAUGCAUACACUGGACUGGGAUUCAUGACUGAUGCAGGGUAUAAGUUGGAUUGGUUGGAGAAGAAACUUGAUGAGCUGUCUGAAAAGAAGGAGAAAGAGCAGGCCAGUGAGACUCGGCUGCGAGGAAUGGAGGAAGAGUUGAAGGACUUAAAGGACAAGUGUUCAAACAUGGAGGCUUUGGUGAAGAAAGAGAAGGGAGAGUUGUCGGCUGCAAAAGCUUCUCUCUCAUUCGAUGAUGUUGUUUAAUGUUCUUCAUGUUCUUAAGGGACUUUGAGUUUGGGUCUGCUUGGGUUUCUGGUCUGUUCGUUAGCAAAUCUUGGUUUCGUUAGAAGACUCAUGUCUUGGAAGUUUCCACAAUGUUGUCAAUCUAACUACUCUUUAGGUUUCUAUUCUUUAAAGGAUUGAUCAUAUUCUUAG
Thlaspi arvense is the source of this 1079-nucleotide messenger RNA. The record is from the annotation of a GenBank genome assembly. NCBI's taxonomy places the organism in Eukaryota, Viridiplantae, Streptophyta, Magnoliopsida, Brassicales, Brassicaceae.